AUGGAGGGACUGGUCCUGCUCAACGCCCUGGCCACCCGGCUCCUCUUCGUGCUGCACUCGCUGGUUGGAGUCUGGCGAGUGACCGCGGUGAAGAAGGAGCCGUGGUACUGGCUGCUGGCGCUGCUCAAUCUCUUGCUGUUUCUGGAAACGGCGCUGACCCUCAGAUUCAAGCGCGGCAGAGGCUACAAAUGGUUUUCACCAGCCAUAUUUUUAUAUCUGAUUAGCAUUGUUCCAUCAUUAUGGCUUCUUGAAAUGCACCAUGAAACCCAGUAUUGCAGUAGCCAAUCUGGAGGAUUGUCACAGAAUACCAGCAGAAAAGAAGACUUCAAUCAAACUCUGUUGUCAGCUGAACGAACCAACAGAGCAGAUGAUCUCAUUGAGACGGCCAAAGUUUUUGUAAAUAACUUAUCUACAGUAUGUGAGAAAGUCUGGACUUUGGGACUCCAUCAGACAUUCCUUCUAAUGCUAAUAAUUGGAAGAUGGCUUCUCCCCAUUGGAAGUGGGAUCACUCGGGAUCAACUCUCUCAACUUCUCCUUAUGUUUGUGGGGACAGCUGCUGACAUACUGGAAUUCACAAGUGAGACCCUGGAAGAAGAAAAUGUGAGGAAUAGUCCUGCCCUGGUCUAUUCCAUCCUUGUUAUAUGGACCUGGAGCAUGCUACAAUUUCCACUUGACCUGGCAGUACAGAAUGUCGUGUGCCCCGUGUCCAUGACAACGAGGGGGUUCUCCAGCCGAUUCUUCUGCCAAUACAGCGCCGACCUGUGGAACAUCGGAAUCAGCAUCUUCAUACAAGAUGGUCCCUUCCUUGUUGUGCGGCUCAUACUCAUGACCUAUUUCGAAGUGAUCAACCAGAUGCUGGUGUUCUUUGCUGCCAAGAAUUUCCUGGUGGUGGUGCUACAGUUCUACCGCCUGGUGGUGUUGGCCUUGGACGUACGCGCUUCCUUGCGAAGUCGGCCAGAACGCCUGAAAGGAGAGCACGGAUGCCCGGAUGUACCUGCUGCGAGUGGGGUCUCACGUGGGGCCUGGCCAGGCAGUUCCAUGGAGGCCUUGGCUGUUCCGUUACAGGCCUUGCGGGUCACCUCCGACGACUCCCACCCCACACCGUAGUUAGUCUCCGACAGCAGCGUGCAGCUAGACAGCUUGACUUUCUGGUUCAUCUUUCAGACAGAAUCUUUUUUUUUUUUUUAGCCUUGGCGUAUAAUGAUUUUCAAAAGAACAACAUAAAAAGUGAUCUUAAACCAAAGCUGAGGAAUUUUCUUUUUUCAACAGAAUGAAAAGAACUUUGAUUAGUAGCUUUCGCUACAACUUUUGUGUGAUGGUAUCAGAUGUUAGAGUUGUUCAACGACCAAGAGAUUUGUUUGUUUUGAACUGUUUGAAAAGCUGUGCACAGGGUUAGAGUGACAUGCCCUCAAGAGAUUUAAUGCAGACAAACCGUCGCGGCUGUUACCUGAAAAUAGAGCAUCUUUGAACUUUGGCUCUAUUGUCAGAGUAUCUCAUCUGAUCUUUUCUGCAGUGUCCCUCUGACAUCAAAAAAUGUACAUUCAGUGAAUGUAGAACAAAUGAAGGGGAAAGUGCCUUUAAAAUUACCUCACUGUGGGCUGGAAACAGUGAAAAUCUCUGCCCAGCUACCAUAGCAUCAAGAGCCCUAUUCAUCGCUGCAUGGACUUUACCAGGAAAGUCAUUUUUCUGGGCUGCUGUGGUCUUCUGUCAUGGUGCAUAUGCUCUUAUGGAAAUGUUAUUGCUUUGGCUUGGGUGCUGCAAAAUUCACAGCAAGCCAUUUUGGUUACAGAUCUACUGGUUGUGGAGCAGGAAAUACUGGUAAUGCUGACAGAGUCACAAUUUCCACUCUGAACACGAUUUGCAGUCUUCAUCAGGAUUUCCCUUAACUCCACUUUACCAUUUUCUAUAUUGCCAACUCGAAUUAUGUGGGUUGAUGCAAGAAAGCACUGAAGCAGUGAAUAAAGGUAUUUCAGGCCCUUUAUAUGUUACCACAGUUGCUGGUGUCUGCUUGCAGUCCUGGGAGCGCCUCUGAAGUGCCACGGCUGGAGCCAGCCUUUGGUCUUGGGAAGAUGGUGGUGAUGGAGGCUUGCAUUAGCCCUCCCCUCCACCGACAGCCCUUGAUGAGUGACGGGGGUCAGAAAAUGCCACAGCAGUGUGGAAAUCAGGAAAUUCGCUUUUCUUCCCUGCAUUAAGACUGCAUUUCCCCAGUACUGAAAUAGCUGUAUUUUCCUUUCAUAUGCCUCCAUACGUUCCAGUUGGAGGCGAUUCAGAACCUUUUAAAAUGAUUUUUGCUUUUAAAGAUACAGUGUGAAAACUUACCUGGCUUUAUAGCAGUAAUUAUAUAAGGCAAACAACUUGAAAACUGUUCCUUUAGGGUUCAAAGCAUAAUUCCACCUUGUU
Odocoileus virginianus texanus is the source of this 2400-nucleotide messenger RNA. It is a transcript of the gene TMEM26, whose product is annotated as transmembrane protein 26. The record is from RefSeq and is a predicted model, not a curated record. Lineage: Eukaryota; Metazoa; Chordata; Mammalia; Artiodactyla; Cervidae.